This is a messenger RNA of Truncatella angustata, 4568 nucleotides long. RefSeq names its product putative cyanobacterial phytochrome B. The transcript is spliced from 4 exons. The record is from RefSeq and is a predicted model, not a curated record. Bases 325 to 4272 code for a protein of 1315 amino acids. Gene Ontology annotation, biological process: regulation of DNA-templated transcription; detection of visible light; phosphorelay signal transduction system. NCBI's taxonomy places the organism in Eukaryota, Fungi, Ascomycota, Sordariomycetes, Amphisphaeriales, Sporocadaceae. Gene Ontology annotation, molecular function: protein binding; phosphorelay sensor kinase activity.
ACCAACGGCUGCAAUCGACCCCAACAUUGGCAUGAAUACAGACGGCCCGGCUCCUGCUCGUCUGAGCCUCUCCACCGGGUCAGCAGGAUCGUUAUGGAGUCGGGCUUCAGAUCGACAGCUUGAAAAUGCAAGCGCGAGCAGCAGCACAGCCGAUCCUGGAGAUCGUGUCUUCCCUAUUCGCUCUGUCGUCAGCGUUGACCCAAGCCAGUCCCAGGCCACACCCUGGCCGACGCGCUCAUCCGUAAUGCACGCCUUGAGUUGGACGACCUCAGACAUCCUGAUACCGUACCCAAGUCGUCAAGACCAGGUUGCAACGACUCCAAUAUGCCGGCGAAUGUGUCGGAAAAGAGGAAUACCACCAUGUCAGGCGCCGUUAGUAGUCCUACCAACGAUAUGCAUCCACCACUCUCAAUUUCCAUUGACAGCUCUUCGGAUGCUGCCUCGGAACGUUCCAACAUGAAUGAUGCUGGAUCAUCUGGUUUAUUCGCAUCAUCGGCUUCCGGCAGUGGUCCUAGUCCCAUUGCCAGUUUGGGCGAAGUCAGUGAGCAACUCUAUACUACACGUUUCAAGCAUGUCACUACCGACGAAGGGCACUACGUUAUCACUGGUAGAGAUGGUGUCCUGCAAACAUGUGAAGACGAGCCCAUCCACACGCCUGGGGCCGUUCAAUCUUUUGGUCUUUUAGUCGCGCUGAAGGAGGACAGUGAGGGCCGCUUUCCUGUCCAUGUUGUCAGCGAGAAUUCUAGACAUUUCCUUGGAGUCUCUCCUCAGCAGCUCUUUAAGCUCGACAGCUUUUUGGACAUCUUCUCAGAGGAGCAGGCCGAGAACAUUCUCGACCAUAUUGACUUCAUUCGCGAUGAGGACGCCGACAUCGCUUCUAACGGGCCGGAAGUUUUCAGUAUUUCUAUUCGUCCGCCUAAAGAGCGAAGCAUCAAGCUGUGGUGCGCCAUGCAUAUCAACUUGACCAAUCCCGACAUGAUCAUUUGCGAAUUCGAGCUAGAAGAGGACCAUGAGCACCCCCUCCGUCCGGUCGACGAGAUAACACCGCCUGCACCAGAAGACACACUCUACCAAUUGCCAACUCUUGAGGAAUUCAACGAGAGUACCGAAGUUGGCAGCAAGCCACUGAGAGUUCUGCGUAGUGCUAGGAAAAAGCGAGGAGAGGCUGGGGCUAUGCAGGUGUUCGAUAUAAUGUCCCAAGUACAAGAACAAUUAGCCUCAGCAACCGAUUUGGACAAGUUCCUCAAGAUCCUUGUCGGAAUCGUUAAGGAGUUAACCGGUUUCCAUCGAGUCAUGAUAUACCAGUUCGAUUCGUCGUACAACGGGAAAGUGGUUACUGAACUGGUUGAUCCGACUCAUACACGCGACUUAUACAAGGGCUUAUAUUUUCCAGCCUCUGACAUCCCUAGGCAAGCCCGUGAAUUAUACAAGACGAACAAAGUGCGACUACUUUACGAUCGUGAUUUGGAGUCGGCUCGACUGGUUUGUCGAACACAGGUAGAUAUGGAACAACCGCUCGAUCUUACUCAUUCUUACCUACGCGCAAUGUCUCCAAUACACCUCAAAUACCUCUCCAACAUGGCUGUACGAGCUUCCAUGUCCAUCUCCAUCAACGCGUUCUCUGAACUCUGGGGGUUGAUCGCCUGCCACUCUUAUGGGCCUAGAGGUAUGCGUGUGGCUUUUCCGAUUCGAAAGAUGUGCAGACUCGUGGGGGACACGGCAUCAAGGAACAUAGAAAGGCUAUCAUAUGCCUCGCGUUUGCAGGCAAGGAAGUUGAUUAAUACAGUUCCCACUGAUAAGAAUCCAUCUGGGUACAUCAUCGCCUCUUCCGAUGAUUUGUUGAGACUCUUCGAUGCAGAUUUUGGAAUGCUCUCCAUACGUGGCGAGACUAAGAUACUCGGAAAGCUCGAGCAAACUCAAGAAGCUCUUGCCUUGAUCGAGUACCUACGACUCAAAAAGUUUAGCUCGGUCGUGACCACGCAGGAUAUUGGAGCGGAGCUUCCCGAUCUCAGAUAUCCUCCCGGGUUUUCCGUCAUUGCUGGCAUGCUGUACGUGCCACUGAGCGUGAGAGGUCAAGAUUUUAUUGUCUUUUUCCGAAAGGGUCAGGUCAAAGAAGUUAGAUGGGCAGGAAAUCCAUACGAAAAAGUCAUCCAAGAGGGCACCUCCGACUACCUCGAACCACGCACGAGCUUCCAAGUGUGGCAUGAAACUGUCAUUGGCAAAUGUAGAGAAUGGUCAGAAGAACAAGUCGAAACCGCCGCGGUACUCUGCUUGGUAUACGGCAAGUUCAUAGAAGUCUGGAGAGAAAAAGAACAAGCGCUGCAAAAGAGUCGUCUAACGCGACUCCUGCUGGCGAACUCGGCCCACGAAGUCCGCACACCACUCAACGCUAUCAUAAAUUACCUCGAAAUAGCAUUAGAAGGCAGUCUUGAUGGAGAAACACGAGACAACCUAUCUAAAUCGCACUCGGCAUCCAAAUCGCUGAUUUACGUAAUCAAUGAUUUGCUCGAUCUGACUAAAAUUGAAGAAGGGCAGAACCUUGUCAAAGACGAAGUAAUAGAUUUGCCAGCUUGUCUGAAAGAAGCUACUGAGCCAUUUACAGUGGACGCAAAGAGAAAAGGUAUUUCUUAUUCGGUGAUCGAGCAUCCAGGUCUACCUCGUAUGGUGCAUGGUGACCACCGACGUGUGCGGCAGGCCAUUGCGAAUAUGACGGCAAACGCUGUUGAGCAUACGACAAAGGGGUCGGUCACAGUCGAAUGUUUCGUAACAGAGGUGGUUGACAGCCGGUGCAAGAUCGAAAUUGUGGUUCAAGACACCGGGCGUGGCAUGAGCGACGCCAAGCUUGAUGCAUUAUUUCAAGAGCUUGAACAAGUUAGUACAGUCGAGGGUCUCGAUGACGAAAUCGAUAAGCCGGUUGACAAUCGUGCCCUUGGGCUCGGAUUGGCUGUUGUGGCAAGAAUCGUUCGCAACAUGGACGGUCAGUUACGUUUGAAGUCCGAGGAAGGUCUCGGUUCCCGGUUCGUUAUUCAGCUGCCGUUCGAUCUUCCAGAGGGUUCUGUACCAGAGCAGACCGACUCGAACAAGAAAACGAGGACACAGGCAAAAGGGGCUCCCAGUGUGGCAUCAGUCACCAAAUCUCUACCUCCAAUUGAAGAUGGCGAGGUCACACUGGUGGACCGCGGAUCUGCAAUGGGCACAGACUCACCUAGUCGGACUAUCAGGCACCGCAGGAGCUUUGACGAGACAGGUAGUAUUCAGAGUCUGAGGAGUGCGACGAGUAAGGGCUCAACAACUAGUAACAGGAGUGAUGCCGAUCGCUUAAUUGACGCCCUAUCGACACCAUUAGCGUAUGGCGAGGGUGACCCAGACUCUGUCGGCCUGCAACGUCGCUCCUCGAAGAAUUCCAUCCGGUCUAGUCACAGUGCUGGCGCCAGAUAUUCGCCAACGGAAGGGGGCCAUCCAGGAAGGCAUCCACCCGAGGUGGUACGUCAAGAGCGUCCAGGUCUUCCAUCUCGCUCGACAACGGUACCAUCAAAUCAAUUGGGAUUAGCAUCUUCACCAGGAAUGGCACACGUGAAGGAUUCGAAGACGCCUAUCAAACCGAUUAAAGUACCCGAAGAGUUUUCAGACAUGCCACCGUCUGCGCCUCAACCAGAUCAGACUCGUGGUGUCCUUUUCGAAAUUUCUGAUCAACCCCACAAGGACUCUGCGGCGACACAAUCUAAACCAAAAUCGUCUGUUCCAGAUUCCUCUGAGAAAUUGAAGGUACUCAUUGCCGAAGAUGACCCCGUCAACAGCAGGAUACUGCGGAAACGGUUAGAAAAGGCCAGCCAUGAAGUCGUUCAUACCGUGAACGGCGAAGAUUGUGCAACCGUUUUUAGUGAAGACCCUCAAACGUUUGAAGUGGUGCUUAUGGACAUGCAGAUGCCAAUUGUCGAUGGAUUGAAUAGUGCCAAGAUGAUACGAGCUUUUGAGCAAUCAGACAAAUGCUCUGGCUUGUCGCCGUUGGCCCAGCAUUAUGGCAGAGUUCCUAUUUUCGCUGUUUCAGCAUCUCUUCUUGAACGAGAGAUGACCAAGUAUGUUGACGCCGGUUUCGAUGGCUGGAUUCUGAAGCCGAUUGAUUUCAAAAGAUUAAAUGUAUUACUGGAAGGAAUUAGCAAUGACGCAAUAAGGCAGGGCUGUCUUUAUGCCCCUGGCGAGUGGGAGCGGGGCGGAUGGUUUGAAAGUCGUUCCAAUGAGGACACAAGCACAGGCACCGGGACUGGAUCAUGAGACUGGCAGUCAAAGCAGCUUCAACGCCACGGGUCUGCGUGGCGUCUUUCGGUCAAAGCAGUUUGGCAUUAUGCAUUGAAUGCCGCUUGCGACUGGCAACGCCCAACAUACAACGACUCAAGCAACUAGACUUUUGCUCUGAGAGAUGCCACACCUCCGUUGCAAAACUAUGGAAUCUAAACAUACAGGGGUUUUGGCGUUAUGGGAGGCAUGCAAAGCCUUAGAAAACUCGUCAAUAUUUCUCGUUGUCGGGCUGGAGUAGAUAUGCCGGCAACCAUGCCAAAUUACCAGCAUUG